Messenger RNA from Aegilops tauschii subsp. strangulata, 1161 nucleotides. RefSeq lists its product as uncharacterized. Lineage: Eukaryota; Viridiplantae; Streptophyta; Magnoliopsida; Poales; Poaceae. The record is from RefSeq and is a predicted model, not a curated record.
AUGGGUUCGUUGGGGAAGUCGGGGAAGCGCCGGACAAGGUGCUUGCCUGCGGCCACCGCCCUCGCCUCCACAAUCACCACGUCCUCGUCGUCAUCCUCCACAAACCCCGAAGAAACCACCUCGCCAUCGCCCUACUUCCUACCGGAGCUGAUCCCGUUGAUCGCAAGCCGCUUGACGACCCUCGAGGACAUCUUCGCCCUCCGCGCUGCCUGCCGCGCCUACCGGGCUCGCCUCCCGCUGUCUUCCUCAACCCUCGCCUCGCAGGGUCCGCUACUCCUCGUCCAGCACAAGACGUCUGCCGCGCUCUUCCACGUCCCCCUCCGCCGCAUCCUGCGCUUCCGCCUCCCACGCGCCCGCCUAGCCCAUGGAAUAAGACCCACCUGCUUCGGCCGGCUCUUCACCCCCCAAGUCCGCAGCCUCACCUGCUUCCACUCCUUCGGCUGUCGCGUCGCCAUACAAGGCAUGAGCGCCGGCGCCAGCCGCCCCGAGCUCCGCAUCCGCCACCUCCUCACAGGUGAGCGAGCCCGCCUGCCUGAUCCCCCGAAAUGCGUUGGAGGUAUUCUCUUUUCCAAUGACCUAAUCCUUGCCUUCACGCCAUGGCACCGCGACAUCUACUACUGCCGCAUUGGGGAUGCUCAGUGGCAAGCGGCGCGGUGCGAUGAGGGCUACAACCUUCACAGUCUGAUGUUCGUGAAAGACACCCUCUAUGCGUUGAUUUAUCCAAAUUAUCGUCUUGCUGUUGUCGAUCUUGACAACAAUUCCGUGGUAUUGUCGUUUCUUGGGGAUGAACUCAGCGCACAUACAGUACCAGAUGGUAAUUUGGCGGACUGGCUCGCAGAGUGUCAUGGUGAGCUAUUGCUAAUUAUCAGAAGGAGGCUGUACCGUGUGUUCCAGUGGCAAUCUAAGGAGAGGAAGUGGGCGAGGACACAUAGCCUUGGUGGUUGUAGCUUGUUCUUUAAUAUGCAUGAGUUUGCUGGUUGCCUUGGUCCAGAUCAUCCGGGAGUUCGAAGAGACUGCUUGUACUUUACUGGAAGCUUUGGGAACUGGAGCGAGUAUUCUUUGGUUGAUAGAUCUUUGAAUGAAAUUGUUGCCGAGUACCCAGGGCAAUCAGUAUCGAAGGAUUUUGUAUCACUGGCUUGGGUCCUUCCAAGCAUUUGUUGA